Closterium sp. NIES-65 is the source of this 276-nucleotide messenger RNA. Lineage: Eukaryota; Viridiplantae; Streptophyta; Zygnematophyceae; Desmidiales; Closteriaceae. The record is from the annotation of a GenBank genome assembly.
AUGGGCCCCAAGGCGGUGGAGGGAGUGGGGGUGGUGGUAGGAGUAGUGCUGGGGGUGGCGGCGGCGGCGGCAGCAGUGGAGGCGGCGGAGGCGGUGGAGGUGGCGGAGGGAGCGGAGGCGGCGGAGGUAGUGGAGGAGGCGGAGGUGGAGGAGGCGGCGGAGGCGGCGAAGGCGGCGGCGGCGGCGGAGGCGGCGGUGGUGGAGCGAGUCGCGACUCUGCGUCGAGGAGUGGCGCCGGUGGUGGUCAGUGCCAGCAGCAGCAGCGGAGUGGUGUGA